Molecule: messenger RNA, 2653 nt
Organism: Osmia bicornis bicornis
Lineage: Eukaryota; Metazoa; Arthropoda; Insecta; Hymenoptera; Megachilidae
Gene: Mfe2
Product: peroxisomal multifunctional enzyme type 2
Exons: 16
Coding region: 321-2504 (727 amino acids)
Molecular function (GO): oxidoreductase activity
Source: RefSeq, a predicted model, not a curated record
GUUUCAUUAAUAAGUGGGCGUAACACUUGGGUAGUUCCCCUCGUAAGUAAAAGUAAUAUACAUAUAGAUGUGACCAGGUGUGAACCUACGAUCUCUGCAUAGUACAGUCAAAGAUAUCCUCCUCUUUGGUACAGUAUUAUGUCAAUUGAAACUCGGUGGACUUUAAACUACUUGUACUUGUAGUUCAGCAGUUCCGCUUACUCAGCAGUAAAGCACAGUAAAGCAGUGAUUGUAGAUCUGUAGUCACUGAGUAAAGGAAGCAUUCGUAUAAAACUUACAAUUGACAAAAGCAACUUUUGGUUUCUAUCGAACUCAAUAUAAUGAAGGGUCCAGGAGAACUACGUUUUGACGGCCGAGUAGUUAUAGUAACUGGAGCUGGGGCAGGCCUAGGCCGUGCAUAUGCAUUGCUCUUUGCUUCAAGAGGAGCCAGUGUUGUAGUAAAUGAUUUAGGUGGAGGAAAAGACGGUGAUGGAAAAAGUACCAAGAGUGCAAAUGCAGUUGUUGCAGAAAUUAAAAAGAAUGGUGGUAAAGCAGUUGCCAAUUAUGAUUCUGUGCUUGAUGGUGCAAAAAUUGUUAAAACAGCUAUUGAUACAUUUGGGAGAUUAGAUGUGGUUGUUAAUAAUGCUGGAAUUUUGAGAGAUAAAUCAUUUGCUAAAAUGUCAGAGUCAGACUGGGAUUUGGUACAAAAUGUUCACCUGAAAGGUUCUUUUAAAGUUGCUCAAGCUGCUUGGCCAUAUUUUACUAAACAAAAUUAUGGUCGAAUAAUAAUGACAGCAAGUAAUAGUGGAUUAUAUGGAAAUUUUGGCCAAGCUAAUUACAGUUCAGCAAAAAUGGGUCUUGUUGGUUUGGCUAAUACAUUGGCUAUCGAAGGGAGAUCAAAAAACAUAAAUACCAAUGUAAUAAUUCCGACUGCUGCUUCUCGUUUAACAGAAAAUAUUUUGCCACCAGAGUUCUUUCAGCAAUUGAAACCUGAAUUAAUAGCGCCGGUAGUUGCUUGGUUGUGCCAUGAGAAAUGUACAGAAAAUGGUUCAAUUAUUGAAUCUGCACUAGGUUGGGCUGGGAAAUGCCACGUGAUUCGCUCUUCAGGUGCCACUUUGAGGCAAGAUUUAUCGAGUGAUGUGACUCUGGAAGAUGUUGAGAAAAAUUGGGAAACUGUUACCGAUAUGUCAUCCGCUAAACGUUAUAAUUCCAUCGAAGAAGUGACAGGACACUUGUUAACUUCUGUUGAAGAAAUGAAAUCUGGAAAUUCCGGAUCUGAGAACAACAGUGUCUAUAAACACACUUACAAUCACCGGGAUACAAUACUAUACGCUUUAGGAGUUGGUGCUACUGUUCAAGAACCAUCUGAUUACCGUUAUUUGUACGAAAAUGACAGCAAUUUUGCUGUAAUACCUACGUUUUACGUUUUACAUGCUCCGAUAUACUUUAUGUCUUCUUCGAUGCUCGAAAACAGUCUACCCGGUUUGCAAAUGGACCCAACGCGGAUAUUGCACGGGGAACAAUAUAUUGAAGUUUACAAACAAUUGCCGACGGAAGGUACAGUGGAAUCACGAUUCAAGCUUCUGGAUGUAUUGGAUAAGGAUAAGGGUGCUGUGCUUCUGAUACAUCAGGAAACAUUUGAUACUGCCACUGGUGAAAAGUUAGCUGUAGGACAAAUGACACUAUAUGUAAUAGGAGCAGGUGGUUUCAAAGGAAAGCGAACAUCUUCGCACAGUGUACCAGUCAUUGAUCCCCCAAAUCGAAAACCUGAUGCAUCGGUUACUCAACAGACCAGCUAUGAUCAGGCUGCAUUAUAUAGAUUGAGUGGAGAUACAAAUCCUUUACACAUUGAUUUAACUAUAGCUACGAUGGCUGGUCAUAAAAAACCCAUUCUGCAUGGACUAUGCUCCCUUGGAUUUUCUGUUCGUCAUGUACUUCAAUCAUAUGCUGACGGUGAUCCAAGUUUAUUUAAAUGCGUUAAGGCUCGUUUUGCGAAACCGUUCUAUCCAGGACAAGCAUUGCGAACCGACAUGUGGCGAGAAGGAAAUAGGAUACAUUUCCAAACGUAUAAAACAGAUGACAAUGUACCAAUUUUAACAGGUGGCUAUGUUGAUUUGAAAGAUGUAAAAUCUAAGCAAUCAGUAACACCUUCAAUAAAUGUUUCUACUAAUGCUACAAAUCUUGAAAGUGAUCCGGUGUUCACCACAAUCAGUGAAUAUGUAAAACAGCAUCCAGAAGAAGUAAAGAAAAUUAACGGAAUCUUUCUUUACCAUAUUUUAGUGAAAGGGAAACCACAGGCAACGUGGACUUUGGAUUUGAAAAAAGCUGAAGUUUAUAAGGGCGAACCGAAAUCGGGUAAGCCCGAUGCAACGCUGACUCUGGAAGAUGCGGAUAUGAUUCAAAUGGCUUUGGGAAAAUUAAAUCCACAAAUGGCAUUUAUACAAAAGAAACUAAAAAUUACAGGAAAUAUCAUGCUCACGCAAAAACUAAAGUCACUUAUGGAUGCUGGUAAAUCGAAGUUGUAAUAUUAUAUAAAUUGUUAUUUUAUCAUAUUAAGAUAUAUAGUUAUUAUUAUUUAUUAUUAAGUAUUUUUACAUUUUUAUAAAUGUUAAUUACUAUAUAGUUAUGGGAGAUGGGAGGUUGAACUGGGAAUAAAAUGUACAUAUAUUAUAAA